CGGCUGACCAUGGGUGCUACACAAACUAGGAGCAGAGUCGACCUGUGCAGGACCACAUCGCUCUCGAACAGCUACGCCUGGAACACAAACAACGUCUCGCACAAUGAAGCUCAACUCUGCGAAGCUGUCCCUGGGGUUGCCGCUGCUCCUGCUGCUGGUGCUCGUCGUAGGCGACCUCCCGCGGGCAUCCGCGGCUCCGAAAGGGAGGCAGCGGGACGGCAAGCGCGGCGGUGCCAGGGAACGGCAGCAGCAGCAGUGCCUGGAGGACAACUCGCCGCUCGUCCUCAAGAUGAUGAGGGACCUGACGGAGGGCGGCACCGGCACGCAACGCCGUUCGGGGCGGCACGCUCUCCACGGAGGUCACCACCUCGAUCCCGUGGCCAUCGCCAAUGAACUCGACCGCCUGGGGAGUGCGACUCCGCGGCGUCAUGCUCGACACAGCGGCGGCCCGGCGCAGGGCUGCCCCGUCUUCAACCGGGGGGCGCCGGCACACCGCGACGCGAGCGGGCGUGCCGAGGACGUCUCCAGCCGCUCCAUCUCGCCGUGGUCGUACAGGAUCGUGGAGAACCCGGACCUGCUGCCAUCACGCUACGCCGAGGCCCAUUGCCUCUGCGACGGGUGCCUGGACCCGCGGAGCGGCCUCGAAACGACCGAAGUCAACUCGCACCUCGUGGAGCAGACGGUGCGCUUCCUGCGCCGCACGCCGUGCCCGCAACGGCCCGGCACGUACACCUACGCGCACGUGUACCUGCGCGUGCCCGUGGCCUGCGUGUGUGUGCGGCCCGCCUACUGGGGCUAGCGGGCGGCUUGCUACAGCGCGUCGACGUCACGGCGGCGGCGGUGGCACCGCGUUACCGACGUCGCACUCGGUUGCACCGAGUCGUCGUUCGGUCGACGCCGGCUCCCGCGAGGCUAAGCGUGCCAGCGUCGCGUCGCAGCUCGGCACGCCACGGUAAAUGCGCAACUUAUUUAAUGUAAGAGAUUCAUAAUGUAUUCGUUUCCUCCGGCAGUUGGAUUGGCACGAGGCGCUCGUUAUUUCACAACGUGUGCACCAAAAUCUACUUGAAAUUUCAUGGCCGCAUUGCGGCAAAAGCGCUCGGUGCUAGAAUGCAGCUCCGCUGCUCACGCUGCUUUGCUUCCCGCUGCACCCUGGCAACUCCUGCGCGUUGGCUGCGACCAACCGCAAUGGCCGGCUUAGCUACCUGCCAGCGAUGACCACGACUGUGACCCUCCGUGGCGGGGCGCGUCGGUUAAAUGACCGACGCGCGAACUUGCGCGAUUAUUUAUUGGCGCUGUUUUAUUUAACGUUAACGUAUGUUGUCGAUGUAUUUAUUGACCUAUUUAUUUUAUUUAUAUGCCCGUGGAAAAAAGACGGUUUCGGUAAAUUAUUUGACGGUGAUUCGGUGCGCGCGUUAAUUUAUGUAUUUUAUUUAUAUAUUUUAUAUCAAUCUAUUGGACUAAGUGGGGAGGGGAAUCGGCGUGCGUAUUGCACAGGGGAAAGGCACGUAGACUCAACAACGCAAAUAGCUCUUGGCUGCCAGGUCGACUUUGGCCUCGUUGGUUAUCGGCAGCAAAGCUCCCUCCCUCUCUCGGCUUAAAUGUCGAACCUUGCUCGGGAGUGCAGAGAUGGAAGUGCCGGCGUGGGUUCAAAGAGCAGAAAAAAAAUAUUUCGGUCAAAGGCCACCAACGACGUUGAGUCGCAGACAACUAAAAAAAAACUAAACUUUUUAUUUUAUUCCACCAGGUAUGACCCACUACUGAGCCAUCUGGUUCCUUUUCAGAAGAGGCCUGGCCACAAAUGAUAGCUCAAUGAAGUGGGCUUAUCACCAUCACGUGGAAAUAUAUAGCGGCACAGAUGCUCUAAAUGAGUGACUUCGAUUCCAAAUGUGGAGGGGAAAACUGGAGGGGCCCGGAGAGAGACACCGCAAACUCCAGGGUCGGGAUCGAACCCACGGCCUCAUGCAUACCAGGCGACGUAGCUAACAUCUCCUGCCUAUCGUGGCCACUCACGGUUGUUGCCGCCGUUAGCGCACUGCCAAAUAGAGAGGGGAAAAAUGCCGCUUAAUCCCCGGUAACAAAAUCGCUGAGUUGGCAGCACUCGCCGCGCAAGCGGGGGUUUGAUUUGGGUUGCGCGGGGCGUCAAGGCCUCGUGUCAGCCACGAGGCUCGCGGUUGCCACGCGGCAACCAACGACGCCUCGCGGUUGCCACGCGGCAACCAACGACGCCUCGCGGUUGCCACGCGGCAACCAACGACGCCUCACGGUUGCCACGCGGCAACCAACGACGCCUCGCGGUUGCCACGCGGCAACCAACGACGCCUCGCGGUUGCCACGCGGCAACCAACGACGCCUCGCGGUUGCCACGCGGCAACCAACGACGCCUCGCGGUUGCCACGCGGCAACCAACGACGCCUCACGGUUGCCACGCGGCAACCAACGACGCCUCGCGGUUGCCACGCGGCAACCAACGACGCCUCGCGGUUGCCACGCGGCAACCAACGAUGGCUCGCGGUUGCCACGCGGCAACCAACGAUGGCUCGCGGUUGCCACGCGGCAACCAACGACGCCUCGCGGUUGCCACGCGGCAACCAACGACGCCUCGCGGUUGCCACGCGGCAACCAACGACGCCUCGCGGUUGCCACGCGGCAACCAACGAUGGCUCGCGGUUGCCACGCGGCAACCAACGAUGGCUCGCGGUUGCCACGCUCUGGACCGUGGGAGGGCGG
Lethenteron reissneri (Far Eastern brook lamprey) is the source of this 2727-nucleotide messenger RNA. RefSeq names its product interleukin-17C-like. The record is from RefSeq and is a predicted model, not a curated record. Gene Ontology annotation, biological process: inflammatory response. Gene Ontology annotation, cellular component: extracellular region. NCBI's taxonomy places the organism in Eukaryota, Metazoa, Chordata, Hyperoartia, Petromyzontiformes, Petromyzontidae. Gene Ontology annotation, molecular function: cytokine activity.